CCGCAUACCGCAGUCAACAACCACCAGCACACCUACCUGGCUACUAUCUUGACUCCUUUGGUCCUUCCCAAGUCAAGAUGGUCAAGCGCAAACUCGGCGCGCUCGAAAAGGUCGACGCGGACCUAGCCAAUCUACAGAACAAAAUCAAACGUGAUCCUCGAUCCUACCACACCGACUUCUCGCACCAAUACAUCCAAUAUGAGAACCAGCGGCAGAUUUUCAUGCAGUCACCUUCCUCCUCAUCCGACACCAACUCGGUAAUCUCCUUCCGCGACCUAAUCGAAUUCGUCGCCCACGUGGCAGACUGCUACAAAGAGGAGACGAAAGAGUUCCCGAGCCAACUCAUUGAGAUACUGUCCGCACACCAUGCGAGUCUCGAACCGGAGUUGCGCGAGAAGAUCGUGGGUAGUCUCGUACUGCUACGGAAGAAAGAGAUCAUAGACUCGACCACACUGCUGCAGUGUUUCUUCCCGAUCCUGGUGUCGACGCCGAGCAAGAGCCUGCGGGCGCUGCUGUUCCAGAAGAUCAUCAGUGAUCUACGCAGUUCUAAUGCCAAGACGACGAACCACAAGUUGAACAGGAGCGUGCAGACGACAUUGCACAAUCUCGUGGUUGCUGAUCGGGCGAGUCCGAAAGCAUUAUGGGCGGUCAAGAUCACGAGGGAGAUGUGGAAGAGGCAGAUCUGGACCGACGCAAAGGCCGUGGAGAUCAUGAAGGAGGCCGCCGUGGGUGACAAUGAGAAGUGUAUCGUUGGUGGGGUGAGAUUUUUCCUCGGCGGAGAUAAGGAGAGGGAAGAAUUGGAGGAUGAGAGUUCAGACGACGAAGGCAUCGAUAUGGCGAAGUUGAGACAUCAGGUUGGAGUCAACAAGAGCAAGAAGGCGGAAAGACGACUGGAGAAGGCUGCGGCCACGGUGAAGCGAAAACAGAAGAAGAAGGGACAGCCGCAUCCAUUGAACUUUUCGGCACUGCAUCUACUGCAUGAUCCUCAGGGGUUUGCGGAGACAUUGUUUACAAAACAUCUGCAAGCUGCGAAGUCGAAACUGAAUCUGGAGCAGAAGUUGGCGGUACUGCAGCUUGUGUCAAGGCUGAUUGGGCUGCAUAAGUUGACGGUCAUCAGCUUUUACAGUUAUUUUCUGAAAUAUCUGACCCCACGGCAGCCGAGUGUGACAAGUUUCCUGGCAAGCUUGGCGCAGGCGACGCACAAUCUUGUGCCGCCGGACGUACUCGAGCCCUUGGUACAGAAGAUCGCGAACGAGUUUGUGUCUGAGGCUGCGGCGGGUGAAGUGGCAGCAGCGGGGUUGAACGCAAUAAGGGAAAUAUGUGUGAGGCAGCCAUUGGCGAUGAAUGAUACUCUUUUGCAGGAUUUGGUCAUGUAUAAAAAGAGUAAAGACAAGGGAGUUAUGAUGGCGGCGAAAGGCCUGUUGGGCUUGUACAGGCAGGUUGGUGCUGAGAUGUUGAAGAGACGAGAUCGUGGCAAGGAUGCUACGCUUGGUCUACGGUCAGGCGAACAACAACAGCAACGAUUUGGUGAGGAGGCAGUUGGAGAGAUUGAAGGACUGGAGCUAUUGGAGAAAUGGAAGGAAGAAGAGAAGCAGAGAAAAAGACUCGAGAAGGGUCUCGACCCCGAUGCUUCAGAUGAUGAAGAGGAGGACGAUGAGGAAGAUUGGAAUGCCUGGGAUGUGGAAGAAGAUGACAGUGAUGAUUCAGGGGGCUGGAUCAAUGUCGAGAGCGAUGAUGAAAUCAACAUUAGUGACAGCGAGGAUGAGAAGCCGUCGGCAAAGAAAGGUCGAUUUGAUGCUCAUGUCUCAACAAGCGACGAUAAAGAGAACGAGACAAAAGAAGAUGGAAUCGAAGACGCCGAGAAACCGAAAUCGAACCUCGCCACGACCCGAAUUCUGACUCCAGCAGAUCUUGCCAAACUCCAAGAGCUGAGAACGACGGCGUCCGUGUCGUCGUUGAUGAAAAAUCAUCAUGCUCAACAAAAGUCCCGUGCAGAGCAGACGAAUGCUCAGCGGCACAUGGAUGAUCCUUUGACUGCGGCUGAAAUUGAAGGUCUCGCAGCCUUGUCACGAGGUAAGGCGACUCGGGCACAGAAAAUAGCUCUGCUGGAAGAACAUAAAGCCGACCGAGAAGAGCACAAGUCCAAGGCUGCCAGAAAGAAGGAGAGGAAAGAGAGCGAGGGCAAAAGCACGACCAACAAGGAGAAGGCGCGGAAGAAGAAUUUCUUGAUGACCUUGGGCAAGGCCAAGUCGAAAGGGAAGAGGAGUUUAGUUGAGCAUCGCAAGAUCUUGAAGGCGCACGCUGCGAGGGCGAAGAGGGGUGGAAAGAGAGGGAACAUGGGAAAAUGAUAUGCCUCGUCUCCGAUAUGAUGAUGCUUUUUGCCAUCUGUUGGAGUAGGCGUAGACGUAGACGUAGUAGACGUUCUUGGCUUCGAUAUUCAACAGAUGGCAGCCACGACAUGAAAUUUUUG
Molecule: messenger RNA, 2470 nt
Organism: Exophiala xenobiotica
Lineage: Eukaryota; Fungi; Ascomycota; Eurotiomycetes; Chaetothyriales; Herpotrichiellaceae
Exons: 1
Coding region: 78-2348 (756 amino acids)
Biological process (GO): ribosomal large subunit export from nucleus; ribosomal large subunit biogenesis
Cellular component (GO): nucleolus
Source: RefSeq, a predicted model, not a curated record